This is a messenger RNA of Pyrenophora tritici-repentis Pt-1C-BFP, 1695 nucleotides long. Lineage: Eukaryota; Fungi; Ascomycota; Dothideomycetes; Pleosporales; Pleosporaceae. The record is from RefSeq and is a predicted model, not a curated record.
AUGCUUUCUUCACGCAGCAUCCGCAACCGCGGCCAUGCAGUAAAGGAAAAAGUUCAUCAGCGUCUCACAGAUGCAUCCAGCUGGCGGCUUCCUAAGCAAAAUAGCGGUAUCGCACCACCUGAUGUCUGGACGAAUGCGGAUAUGGAACCGGUGCCGCCGGAGAAGCGCACUUGGGGCAAGAGUGCUUUCGUGACCUACUGGUUCUCGGACUUGGUAACCAUCUCAACUUGGAGCUCAGGAUCGGCUAUUUUCGCCUCUGGUCUGACUGCAACCGACGCUGUCGUCAUCACGCUCGUGGCAGGAAUAUGCAACGCUUUACCAACGGUACUCAAUGGCGCCAUCGGAUCAAAUCUGCACGUCCCUUUCCCUAUCGCAUCUCGCGCGAGCUUCGGUUACUGGUUCAGCUACUUUGCUGUUCUUAGUAGAGGUGUCUUGGCCAUGUUCUGGUUUGGUGUACAGACGGCUAAUGGAGGAACAUGCGUAACAGUGAUCCUUACAGCCAUCUGGCCGAGCUUUCGGGCACUACCUAACCACCUACCUGCAUCAGUUGGCCUUACAACGGCUGGAAUGGUCUCGUACUUUCUGUAUUGGCUCGUCCAAUUUCCGUUUCUUCUUAUCCCUACCCACAAGCUUCAGUACAUGUUUUGGGUGAAGACAAUCUUAUUGCCGCCUGUAGCCAUUGGGAUGACUGUCUGGGUUGCCGUCAAAGCAGGUGGCAAUGGCACCUUCUUCUCUCGUCCGGCCUCUGUGCAUGGGUCUGAACGGGCUUGGCUUUGGCUGUCUGGCAUGACAAGCAUCACAGGAGGUUAUAGUACCCUCGCCGUCAACAUUCCCGACUUUUCAAGGUUCAGCAAAGAUCCUCGAGCUCAGUACUGGCAGAUGCCAGUGAUUCCAUUCUUCAAGACCAUGGUGGCUUUGAUGGGUAUUGUGUCUGCAUCUGCUGCGCAACAGAUUUGGGGCACAGCCUACUGGACGCCACUCCAAAUCAUCGAUACCUGGAUGAAUACUCCUGGUGGCCGUGCUGCAGCCUUCUUUUGCGCCUCGAUCUGGUUGCUUGGACAGCUCAGCGUCAACAUUAGCGCCAACGCCGUAUCUUUCGCCAAUGACGUUACAACGCUUGCACCCAAGUACUUCAAUGUGCGUCGUGGGUCCAUUCUAGUGGCUUUCAUUGGAGGUUGGGCGCUGUGUCCUUGGAUCAUUGUAGCGUCUGGCAAGGCUUUCCUCAAUUUCAUGAGUGCCUAUGCCAUAUUCAUGGCACCCAUGGCUGGCAUACUCUUUACCGACUACUGGCUAGUCAAACAUCGAAGAUACGACGUCCCCGCUUUAUACGACCCACGUGGCAUCUACCGCUAUGGUCGGUAUGGAACGAACUGGAGGGCUUUCAUUGCAGUGUUUGUCACUAUUAUACCACUAUUGCCCGGUCUGGCGAACAAGGUGAACCCCGACAUCAAACUUGCCGACGGACUUCAACACCUUUUCACGUUCAACUGGCUUUAUGGCUUUUUCUUAUCCAUCUUCAUAUACUACUUUUGUAAUCUCUUCUUUCCGCAUAGACAAACACUCAUCACCAAAGUUGUUACUGGUUUUGAACGUCUGGAUGGUAUUGAAGUGGGAGAAGAAGAGAAUAACUACACAAAUGUUGGGAAGGUUAGUGACUCCAAGGUUUCCCAAAAAUCAUCAAGUCGCGACGAUUGA